GGCUAUCUUUCCGUUUCAGCUGGGCAGCACGGACAGUAUUGGGCAGUAUCUCGGAUUCUGUACGCCUUGGCCCAAGUUCACGAAGAGGAGAUGCUCGAUCGGAAUCGUAACAGAUUUCGGUCGGAUUUGCUCCGUUCACGGCUUUCAAUUAGGCGACCGGAGUCCGGCGUGUAAUCCCAGGUUCUUCUCGCGUAAUGCGAUCGGCGGACUAGCGCUGUCAAGUCGCACUCGAAGUUGGCCAUGGACGUGUUCAACCGGCUAAGGACCACGGUGUCCAACCUUAGCACGGUCCUGCCAGGCAAUCCUGUUACGCGAGAGUAUGAAAUCAUCAAGCACGUCGGCAGUGCUGGACCCGGCCUCCUCUGGAAGGUGUACCAAGCCACCAAACGAAGCACCAAGGAGGAGGCGGCUGUGUUUGUGCUGGAGAAGAAGCAGCUGGAACGUUACUCCAAAAGGGACAGGGAGCUCGUAAUGGACAUCCUGAAGCAAGGCAUUGCACAGCUUACUCGGCUUCGGCAUCCCAGCAUCCUCACCGUCCAGCAUCCUUUGGAAGAAUCCAGGGAAAGCCUAGCAUUUGCGACCGAGCCAGCUUUCUGCAGCCUGGCCAACAUCCUGGGGCAGGGCGAGAACAUGCCUGUGCCGCCGCCUCCAGAGCUCAAGGACUACCAGCUGUUUGACGUCGAGAUUAAGUAUGGCUUCUUGCAGGUGUCAGAGGGCUUGGCCUUUCUGCACAACGACGUCAAGCGCCUUCACCGUAACCUCAGCCCGGAGUCUAUCAUCGUCAACAAGAAGGGGGCGUGGAAAAUUGCAGGCUUUGACUUCAGCGUUGCGUCGACUAACCCGCAGGAUCCGCAACCAAAUUACCCGAGCCUGAACCUCGAACCAGAUCUGUUGCCGGUGGCGCAGCCAAACCUCGAUUAUGUGGCACCCGAGUGCGUGCUGGCGGAUUCGAGCGACGCAGCCAGCGACAUGUUCAGCCUGGGCGUCCUCGUGUACACCGUCUACAGCAAGGGGGCGCCGCUCUACGACACCCACGGCAGUCUGUCCACUCUGCGCCAGUGCAUCAACAAGCACUUGAAGCACCUUUCUGCAAGCAAGCUGAACUGCCUACCCGAUGAAGCGCGGGAGCACGUGCGGAUGCUGCUCAGCAUCACUCCAGAUAUCAGGCCAGACGCACAUCAGUUCUCAAAGCUCAAGUUUCUGGAGGAUGUUGGAGUGAAGACAUUGCAGUACCUGGACUCCCUCUACCAGUGGGACAACCUGCAGAAGUCGCACGUCUACAAGGGCCUCCCACAAGUGCUGGCUCAGAUGCCAAAGCGUGUGGCGCUUCACCGAGUGCUCCCCUGCCUGGCCAAGGAGUACGCCAGCCCCGAGAUGGUGCCCUUUGUGCUGCCCAGCGUCCUCCUCAUUGCGGAGCAGGCCACCAAGGAGGAGUUUUGCGCCACCAUCCUGCCCGACCUGAUACGCAUCUUCAGGCUACGCGAGCCCGUGCAGAUCCUUCUCAUUUUUAUGCAAAAGAUGGAGCUGCUCCUUACCAAGUGUCCUCCAGACGACAUAAAAAAUCACGUCCUUCCCAUGAUCUACGGCUCGCUCGAAUCGGACGCGCAGCAAAUUCAGGAACUCUGCCUGAACAUCAUCCCAGACUUUGCCCACCUGAUCGAUUAUCCGUCAAUGAAGAAUGCCCUGCUGCCCAGAAUAAAAAAGCUCUGCCUUCAGACCAACUAUCUCUCGGUUCGUGUCAACUGCUUGGUCUGCCUGGGGAAACUGCUGGAGCACCUCGACAAAUGGCUCGUGCUCGAUGAAAUUCUGCCCGUGUUGCCAGAGAUACGCUCCAAGGAGCCCGCUGUGCUUAUGGGGAUCUUGGGCAUCUACAAGCUCGCCAUGACGCACAAGAAGCUGGGGCUGACCAAGGACGUGAUGGCCUGCAAGGUGAUCCCGUUCCUGAUGCCGCUCACCAUAGAGAACGGCCUGACGCUCAACCAGUUCAACGCCAUUAUGAGUGUGGUGAAGGAGAUGAUCGGAGCCGUGGAGCUUGAGCACAGGGCAAAGCUGGAGCAGCUCAACUCCAUCAAAAAGGAACAGAGCACUGCCAUGGACAUGACCAACCCCAAUGAAAUUGUUCCCGGUCUAGGGCCCGUCGGCAAGCCAACCUCCAUCAGCAGCAGCGUCUACGACGACCUGGGCAUUUCAAACUUCUCGUCGGCGUCUCCGACCACAAGUGCCACGAGGUCUCCCGUCCAGAAAGCAAAGCAGUCUCUCACCCUGGAAGAAAAGCAGCGCCUGUCCCGAGAACAAGAACUCCAGCAACGCGUACAGUCGCAGCCAGCCCUGAUCCCGAAGAAACCGCCGACGGCACAAGCUCCGCCCGAAGCCAAAGACCUGACGUCGACACUCAUCAACUCCAACCUGGCUUCCCUCAACAUCCGCAGUCCAACGGCGCCGAACCCCUUUGCAUCUUCACCAGGCGGCGACUUCGCAUCGAUGCAGUCUAAUGUCAAUCCAAUGGCAGCGGCGCCGCCGUGGGGCUACGCUGCAGCACAGAUGCCGCAGCAACGGUUCGCGGCGAUGCCGCAGAUGCAGCAACCGCCCGUCGUCAACUUGGCGCCGUUGGACAGCUUGCUUCCGCGAAUGGGUGGGGGCGGAGCUCCGGGCAUGUCUCCACGUCCGCGGAUGAACCAGAUGGUGCCGCCCCAGCCCGCAAACUACGGGAUGAACUUCGCAAGCGCCAUGCCAUCGCAGCAACCGGCCCUGUUGUCAUCUGCGUCGCCGGCGAAACCGCUGUCGAAAAGCGAACUGGACGACUUCCUUAGCUGAGUGCCCGGCCGGUUUGUGGAGUGCGACGGUAUGAAAGAACGAAGUGGCUCACCGGAAAAAGCUCAUGGGGUUACAGUGAGGGUUCCGAAGGGGCGAAACGGCCGUCGUCUUGCGCGUGCGCCAGCAAUAAAGGUUUUUUCCGGCGGUGCUAGCGUGACCGACGUUUACGCCGGCUGGCCGUGAGCGUUUGUAAACUAUGAGAGUUCUAUAUUAUUUAAUAAACGGUUCUGAAAUUUA
Ixodes scapularis (black-legged tick) is the source of this 3051-nucleotide messenger RNA. Its product is annotated as SCY1-like protein 2. The transcript is spliced from 16 exons. Gene Ontology annotation, biological process: protein phosphorylation. Gene Ontology annotation, molecular function: protein kinase activity; ATP binding. The record is from RefSeq and is a predicted model, not a curated record. Lineage: Eukaryota; Metazoa; Arthropoda; Arachnida; Ixodida; Ixodidae. The coding region runs from base 241 to 2814 and encodes 857 amino acids.